Molecule: messenger RNA, 1786 nt
Organism: Triticum aestivum (bread wheat)
Lineage: Eukaryota; Viridiplantae; Streptophyta; Magnoliopsida; Poales; Poaceae
Product: UPF0481 protein At3g47200
Exons: 1
Coding region: 186-1427 (413 amino acids)
Source: RefSeq, a predicted model, not a curated record
AGCACCAACAAGCAACACUGAUAACUCCAGUCAUCAAUCAUUAUCUGCGAUUAAAUUUUCGAGCUAAAAUAUCAUCAUCCUUCACGUUGCUUGCCAUCCUUGAUCUGUCCAUAACGGGCCCAGUUAAGACUCGGUAACCACGAGACGAGACGAGACGGCCGGCCAGCCAAGCCAAGCUUUCGCCAAUGGUCGCCGUCUUCAACAAGGACGUCCUGAGCUGGUACCUCAUCACGCUCAAGCUCAAGGAGACCGUCGACGCCAACCUCAAGAAGUCCCCGUCGCCGUCGCCGCACUGGCAGGCGCUUCCCCGCAGCCUGCUCGUCGCCUGGAUGCCGGCCAACGACUUCGCCCAGUGCCUGGUGCUGGACGGGACCUUCGUGCUGGAGCUGUUCCGCGGCGCGCUGGACGGCGCCAAGGGGUUCGUGGACGACCUGGGCUACUCGCGGCACGACCCCAUCUUCGCGAUGCGCGGCGCCAUGCACGCCAUCCGCAGCGACAUGAUCCUGCUCGAGAACCAGAUACCGCUGUUCGUGCUGGACCUGCUGCUCGGGAUCCAGCUCGGCCACCCGGAGCAGACGGGGGCCGUGGCCAGCCUCGCCGUGCGGUUCUUCGACCCGCUGAUGCCGACGGACACGCCGCUGCACCGGAAGGACCGGUUCAAGCUUGAAUCCUCCGUGGACGCCGACGCGGCGGCCGCGGCGGCGUUCGACCCGCUGUCGAACCCGAUGCUGCACUGCCUGGACGUGUUCCGGCGCAGCCUCCUCCGCGCCGGGAUGCAGCCCACCCCUCCGCCGGCGGCGCGGCUGUGGCUGAAGAAGUGGUCCGGGCUGCGGCGCGUGGCCGACAAGCGGCGGCAGCAGUUCGUGCACUGCGUGUCGGAGCUACGGGAGGCGGGCAUCCGGUGCCGGCGGCGGCGCAACACGGACCGGUUCUGGGACAUCCGGUUCGAGAAGGGGGUGCUCCACAUCCCGCGGAUCCUCAUCCACGACGGCACCAAGGCGCUGUUCCUGAACCUGAUCGCGUUCGAGCAGUGCCACAUGGACAUCGCGACGCCGGGCGGGAACAACAUCACCUCGUACGCCAUCUUCAUGGACAACCUGAUAAACUCGGCGGAGGACGUCAAGUACCUGCACGACCGGGGCAUCAUCGAGCACUGGCUGGGCAGCGACGGCGAGGUGGCGGAGCUGUUCAACCGGCUGUGCCUGGAGGUGGUGUUCGACAUCAACGACAGCUACCUCUCCGGGCUGUCGGACCAGGUGAACCGGUACUACGACCACAAGUGGAGCACGUGGGUGGCCAGCCUGCAGCACAACUACUUCACCAACCCGUGGGCGAUCGUCUCCGUCGUCGCCGGCGUCUUCCUGCUGCUGCUCACCAUGAUGCAGACCUUCUACAGCGCAUACAGCUACUAUCGCCCGCCGGCCUAGCCUUUGCUCCAGCUCCAGCCUCCAGCCUCCAGCAGGUGGACUGGAUCACAGUUCGACAUUUUUUUUCCUUUGUUGCUUGCAUUGCAGUUUUGAUUGAUCGAUUGAUUGGUUGGUUCUCUUGUCAAGGAAGGACUCUUCUCCCCCCCUUUGAGUUGCACCCUGUUAAUAUACUCGAUUCUGGCGGGAGAAGGAUUUUUGUGACAAAUAAGCAAAUUCAUUGUGUUAAGCGUCUGUUCUUCGGACAUCUUGAGGGGGUUGGACGCUCUCAUGGUCGUGGAGAAUUGUUCAAUUGAGCAUUUGCAUCUGCACAUUUUAUGACUGUACACAUUUUAAUUUUAGCGACUAGGGAGAAUUGUUCA